Molecule: messenger RNA, 1623 nt
Organism: Letharia columbiana
Lineage: Eukaryota; Fungi; Ascomycota; Lecanoromycetes; Lecanorales; Parmeliaceae
Exons: 4
Coding region: 1-1623 (540 amino acids)
Biological process (GO): transmembrane transport
Molecular function (GO): transmembrane transporter activity
Source: RefSeq, a predicted model, not a curated record
AUGGUAUUGACCAAUGCUUCAAGAAACAAGCCCAAUUCGGACAGCUUCCCGACGAUACAGCUCCUCAUCCUAGCAAUAUGUCGAGUUGCCGAACCAAUAGCCCUGGCCUCAUGCUUUCCGUAUGCAUGGGUCAUGGUGAAAGACUUCCACGUCGGCGAUAGAUCCAGUGCAUCUUUCUGGGCCGGCAUCUUCAUCUCCUCCUUCGCCCUCGCCGAAUCUUUGACCGGCUUCGCGUGGGGUAGCGUAUCGGAUCGAAUUGGGCGGAAGCCGGUCUUGCUGAUAGGAUGUGCGGGAACACUCAUAUCCUUGCUCAUUGUUGGCUUCUCAACCAACUUCUGGAUGGCCCUCGCUGGUAGAGCUUUGGGUGGACUCUUGAAUGGAAACAUCGGAGUCAUCCAGACCAUGGUCGGCGAGUUGGUCAAGAAGCCUGAGCAUGAACCACGAGCGUUUGCAGUGAUGCCAUUCGUUUGGUCUAUCGGUACGAUCAUUGGCCCUGCAAUCGGUGGCACUUUUGCCAGACCUGCCAUCUCCAUGCCUUCCGUCUUUUCUCCGGCUAGCAUCUUUGCCCACUUUCCUUACCUCCUCCCCAAUCUUCUAUGCGCCGCUAUACUUCUUAUUAGCAUCUUGUUCGGCUACUUCUUUUUAAUUGAGACUCACCCAGACAUGCAGCCAUGGAGUACACAAGAAGAGUUGGACCAUACCACCGCGGAAACGCCUCUGAUGACUGCUGGAGCUACAGCUGAUUAUGGAGUCGACCUUCGCGCUGACACCUAUGGCACAUUCAAUACCGUUAACAUUAACGAAUCAAAGGAAUGGAUGCUGAAUGCCGAUGGUACUCCGCGUCCAGCAUCCACCUCCUUGAAAGACAAGCCCAAAAUCUUCACUAGAAAAAUAGCCAUGAUAGUCGUCGCGCUCGGCAUCUUCACCUACCACAGCAUGUCUUACGACCACCUUCUCCCUAUUUUCCUGCAAGACGAACGUGUCUCCACCAGCAGUAUCUCUCAAUCGCCUUUCAACAUCCCCGGCGGCCUUGGCCUUGCCAUUCGGUCUGUCGGGAUCAUCAUGUGCAUCAAUGGUAUCAUCGCCCUUUUCAUUCAGGCUAUAAUUUUUCCUCUCUUCGCGUCCUGGCUUGGGGUUUGGAAGACCUUCGUUAUAGUCACGGUUUUCCAUCCUGUUGCUUACUUCAUCGUUCCAUACCUGGCCUUUCUCCCGGAGACUUCGCUGUACCCAGGCAUCUAUGUCUGCUUGGCUAUUCGCAACUUUUUCAGCAUACUUGGAUACCCGGUCCUCCUCAUCCUCCUCAAAGAAGCUGCACCAUCCCACUCAGUACUUGGAAAGGUCAACGGCCUCGCCGCUUCGGCAGGUGCAGCUUGCCGUACUAUUGCACCUCCUAUCGCAGGCUAUCUUUACGGGGUCGGCACUCAGAUCGGCUUUACAGGACUCGCUUGGUGGGGAAGUGGCAUUGUGGCGAUUGCAGGAGCCUUCCAAAUUCUCUCAAUCCAAAGGACCAAGAACAAGACGGCUACGAUCAGGCCAAUGGCUAGCUUCAUGCGGAGUGCAAUGCCUGCAGAGACGGAGGAGGAUGUGGUACACAUUACUGUCACCGACAGGGACGAGGUGUAG